Molecule: messenger RNA, 1798 nt
Organism: Spodoptera exigua (beet armyworm)
Lineage: Eukaryota; Metazoa; Arthropoda; Insecta; Lepidoptera; Noctuidae
Source: the annotation of a GenBank genome assembly
CAGCAAAAAGGUUGACAUCUGUGAUCUGUCAAUCUCAGUAUCAUUUACGAAGUGGCGUUUACUGUACCUACGACUUACGGUAGCGUUGCGGUGUGGUGUUUAUAAAUUACCUAAAGUAAUUGCGGUCAUGUUAUAGUUUUAUUAUACAAAAGGCACUGCUUAAAGAUGGAAGAAGAAGAUCCUGUUGUUCAAGAGAUCCCUGUGUUUCUGUCGCAGGCUUUAGCACAGAAUUUGUACAUAUAUCAAUAUCCUGUGAGGCCAGCAAAUAGGGACUGGAAAGACGUGAAAGUUGUUAAUGCGUGCGUGAAACCUAGGAACAAGAUGGUUCGACUAGAAGUGGGAUUGGACACGUACAGUGAUAAGUACUGCUCAUCUAAGGGCGAGCAGAUCGCGCUUAACACCGAUGGUCAACAGGAAUCAUCAUGGCACAUUAAGGAGAAGGAUAAGUCCCAAUACUUUAAGCAUGGUGUUAUGGACAAGAUUGUCUAUGAAAGUAGUGCGCCUUGCGCUGAGACACAGCACUAUGCGGUGGCCAUUUUGCAGGACAAGGAAUUACAUUGCACACCUAUACAAGGUAUUAUCCAAAUGAGACCUUCAUAUUCUUACUAUGAUAAGCAAGACAAGCGGAAAACUGAUAAAAACAAAGCGGAAUCUGAUGAAGAAGAUAAGGAGCCUGAAGCACAACAGGUGACAGUAAAAUUCGCGCGGCAAGAGACAGAAGUUUCCAAGAAGGCUAGAGAGAAAUCGUUUGAGACUAUUUCACAGCGCAUCAACGAGGAGCCGUGGUUUGAUGCUCUCUGGAAAAGUUGCGAAUCGGAUCAUGCUGAGUUGGAGCGAUUGAAGCUGUUCAGCGCUACUACAUCUGACGGGUCGGCGUUGACGGUACGUGCGAGGGAAUACGUUCGAGCGUUAGUGCCCGCACCGCCUGAAGAUGAGGCCGAUAUUGCGCCCACCAAGAGACCCUCGCCACAGGAGCAAAUCAAGGAAAUACUUAUUAGAGCGAAACUGAUGACAUUUAACGACCUCCGGUCGCUGGUCCGCACGGAGGAAGGUCAGCUGUCCCCGGCGGCCCUGCUGUCGGCGCUGAGCGGCGCGGCCUGCUGCGUGCGCGGCCUGUGGGCGGCGCGCUCCGCCGACCUGUACACGCGCGCCCUGCCCGUACCCGCGCGUCUACUCUGUGCCGCCAGGGACCAUGUCUUGUACCUCUUUACACAAAAUUCCUACAUCGACCGACGGAAGGUAGCCGCAGCAGUUCGUCUGCCUCCGACAGAGGUUUUAGAGAUAAUCCGUUCAGUUGCUAAGUUCAAUCCUAACACAGGCUGGGAACUCAUCAUACCACCGGACCUCGCAUUCGAAGCGAAAUACCCAGAAGUUGUACAACGGCAGAACUUGUAUUGGGAAGCCCGGCAGAGGUUGUUCAAUGAAAUGUUGAUCGGCGAAAAUGUACCUAAGAGGCAAAGGAAGAAAUCUCAAAGGGACUCAGUUUCGUCUGACACAAUGAUGAGUCCGAAACCUCGCUGCAACAGUGUGACGGAGGAGGACAGUGACAGAAAGAGACACAAAAAUAAAUCGGCCACUGGUAGUGGUAAAAGGACUAGGAACAUAAGUUCCAGCAGUGUGCAGGAUGCGACGUGAUUCUCUCCAUAGAUAGGUUAUCAAAUUGUAGUGUAGUCGCCCACCAGCACUUGUAAGUGAACAGUGAGCAUAAGCUAACUUGUUGUUGGACAUUGUAAACUUGUGGUGCUGCUAAUCGACGUGUGUAUCCGACGUCACAGUUUAUCUAUAGACUUCCAAGCAU